Messenger RNA from Saitoella complicata NRRL Y-17804, 1130 nucleotides. RefSeq names its product palmitoyl-protein thioesterase precursor. Gene Ontology annotation, cellular component: lysosome. The transcript is spliced from 2 exons. Lineage: Eukaryota; Fungi; Ascomycota; Saitoellomycetes; Saitoellales; Saitoellaceae. Gene Ontology annotation, molecular function: thiolester hydrolase activity; palmitoyl hydrolase activity. The coding region runs from base 45 to 1007 and encodes 320 amino acids. The record is from RefSeq and is a predicted model, not a curated record.
AGUUCUCGCACAACAUCUUGCCCAUUGCUGUUACCGGAACAUCGAUGUUCUACCACUUGGCGAUCACGCUGGCCGUCGUGAGCUGGACUGUUGCCUGCUUGGCAGCUUCCUUGCCUUCCCGCGAGGACUCCGGGCAGAAGCCUUUGCCGGUAGUAAUCUGGCACGGCAUGGGCGACAACUAUCGCGGCGACGGCCUCCUCCAACUCUCCAACGAGAUCCGUGACAUUUACCCCGAAAUCUACAUCCACACAAUCUACCUCUCUACUGAUCCAAGCUCAGACCGGUCUGCAACUUUUUUUGGCUGCGUGGAUCAACAAGUUGAAGCCGUGUGCGAGCAACUGCGCGAUAACCCCGAGCUCGCUGGCGGGUUCGAUGCAGUUGGGUUUUCUCAGGGUGGUCAGUUCUUGAGGGCAUAUGUCGAGCGUUGUGAUGAUCCGCCGGUACGGAACCUGAUCACUUGGGGUUCACAGCACAAUGGUAUCGCGGAUAUGCCUGCCUGCAAGGAUACCGACUGGGUCUGCAAGUCGGCUCGCAAUAUCGCCCGCUCGAACGUGUGGGGCUCAUACGUUCGAGACAGAAUCGUCCAGGCGCAAUACUACAGAGACCCGGAGGACAUGGAGAAUUAUUUGGAGUAUUCGGCUUUCUUGGCAGAUGUUAACAACGAACGCGGAGAGAAGAACGCGACUUAUGCCAAGAACUUGGCCACGUUGGAGAACUUUGUCAUGCUCAGGUUCAAGGAUGAGCAGACAGUUGUCCCAAAGGAGACAUCCUGGUUCGCAGAGAAGAACGUGACAAGCGAUGACGUGACAUUAUUACGAGACAGGCCUAUUUAUCAAGAGGACUGGAUUGGGUUGAAGGCUUUGGACGAGCGGGGUGGGUUGACCUUUUUGGAGGUUCCAGGAGAGCAUAUGCAAAUCAGCACUGAGGCUUGGAAGAAGAUGGCUAAGGAGUACCUUGGACCGCGCAAGGUCAUUGGGAAUGGUUUGAAGCUGCAAACCGCAUUUUGACGAGAUCUCCGGGAGAUGACCUGCUUCUUCCAGAUCUGAUUCUGGAGUUUAGGUAUCCAAAGCCCGUUUUACCCACCCACAGAAGCUUUCGUAGACCAGCUUAUCAAAGCCUUGCGUCCAUCG